UAAUCAUCUGCCUUCUGUGGCAAAUAUGUGCAAGUGCCCAAGGUCAGCGUACAGCUCCACACGUCCUUACCUCAAGUAUAACACCAAAUUUUCCAUCACGUAGCAGCAUGGAAUUGGAUGCAUUAAAAGAAAGUCAAAAACGUAUUGCAGUAGGUACCGAACGCUUUGCCUUGGAAUUUUGGAAACGUAUGUCCGAUAAACAUCUAGAGGUGCCUAGAAGAAAUUAUAUGAUAUCACCGUUUGCUGUAUGGUCAUUGCUGUUGCUAUUGGCAGAGGGUGCAGGUGGUAAUACCCUGAAAGAAUUUCAGGAUACACUACAUUUAGAUCCCGAUCAUCGUGCCAUACGUUUGGCCUAUAAACAAAUUGCACAGCAAUUGGCGGUUAACACUUCCACCAUUGAGGUAGCCUCAUUCCAAGCCCUAUUCACCGACAUGUAUCGUCCAGUCAAUCGUGAUUAUGAAAAUUUGGUAACACGCGUUUAUGAAGCGGCAUUGAUACCAGUAGACUUUAACGAUGUCAAUAGGACAGUUAACCAAAUCAACGAAGACAUAAGCAUGGCCACACGAGGACUUCUGCCGUAUAGUGUACAACCACAGGAUUUCAAAAAUGCAGCUUUGCUAAUGAUUUCGGCUCUGUAUUUUAAGGGUAAAUGGAAGUUCCCCUUCGAUCCCGCCCAAACAAUUUCAGCACCAUUCUACGAUGAAAGUGGCAAAGUGCUAGGAAAUGUCCAAAUGAUGACCCAAGUUGGAUCAUUUAAUUAUGUCAACAUGAAAACACUGGAUAGUUAUGUUCUGGAGCUACCCUAUGGCAAGGAAGAUCGUCUAUCAAUGUUAGUUAUAUUGCCAAAGAGAUCCGUCAGCUUGAACAGUGUUAUUGGUAAUUUACACAAAAACGGCAUUAAACCAAUUGUUGACGAGCUAAACAAGGUUGCCGCCAUGAAUGCCGAAGAAGAAAUAGAAGAUCAAGUUGAAGUAUUUCUACCCAAAUUCCGUUAUUCUUCGCACUUUACACUGAGACCCGUUUUGACAGAAAUGGGUAUUAUUGAUGCCUUUGAACCGGCUGCUGCAAAUUUGGAAAAUAUGGCGAAGAAUAUGUAUGUUGGCAGCAUCUUCCAAUCGACUCGAAUCAUUGUCAAUGAAGAGGGUACUGAAGCAGCUGCCGUAACUACAGCAGUUUUAGUUAAUAAAGCCUCGCCAACAAAAUUCUAUUUGGAUCGUCCAUUCGCCUAUGUGAUAGUGGAAAAGACUUCGGGAUUAUUGCUAUUUGCCGGCGAAGUGAAAUCGCAUGAAUUUAAUUAG
This is a messenger RNA of Musca vetustissima, 1298 nucleotides long. Its product is annotated as serine protease inhibitor 77Ba-like. Gene Ontology annotation, molecular function: serine-type endopeptidase inhibitor activity. The transcript is spliced from 5 exons. The record is from RefSeq and is a predicted model, not a curated record. Lineage: Eukaryota; Metazoa; Arthropoda; Insecta; Diptera; Muscidae. The annotation marks the transcript as partial.